AUGCACGCGUGGAGCCACGCGUACCGCCACCGACGGCAGCGCAAGGGCGACUUCCGCCGCCUGUGGAUCAUUCGGAUUGGAGCGGCGUGCCGCCAGCACGACAUGACCUACAGCCAGUUUAUGCACGGAAUGAACGUCGCGGGCAUCGAGAUUGACCGCAAGAUGCUGGCAGACAUGGCAGUGCGGGAUCAUGACGCGUUUGAGCGGCUGAUCGACGUGGCCAAAGGGGCGACCGCGACGCCACAGUAA
Messenger RNA from Geodia barretti, 249 nucleotides. Lineage: Eukaryota; Metazoa; Porifera; Demospongiae; Tetractinellida; Geodiidae. The record is from the annotation of a GenBank genome assembly.